Molecule: messenger RNA, 4824 nt
Organism: Drosophila melanogaster (fruit fly)
Lineage: Eukaryota; Metazoa; Arthropoda; Insecta; Diptera; Drosophilidae
Gene: Gyc88E
Product: guanylyl cyclase at 88E
Exons: 16
Coding region: 455-3748 (1097 amino acids)
Biological process (GO): cyclic nucleotide biosynthetic process; intracellular signal transduction; cGMP biosynthetic process
Cellular component (GO): cytoplasm
Molecular function (GO): phosphorus-oxygen lyase activity; guanylate cyclase activity; heme binding
Source: RefSeq, marked reviewed
CACGUUGCGUGCGGUUUUGUUUGGCUCCGAACUCCGCAGCUGCGUGUCCUGAACUCCGAACGCACAUCGUUCGUGUGCUCGGAAAAUAUUCAAACAGGUUAAGCGGGCCGCAAAUCCGCAUCGCGUAAUGAAAAUCAAAGUACAUAAAUAUAAAAUUAAAUGUCGUAAAUAAAAGAAAUAAUAGCAUCAGGACAUAUAAAAUAUGCAUGUAUAUGUGGGUGUAAUGUAAGGACGCGACUCGCGCGGCGGCAAAGUGAAAUUUAAGAAACGUGCCACAUUAAAUAUUAAGGAACUCAAAAGGCCCAAGAAGAAAAGUAUAAGGAACCUAGCAUCGUUUGCAGGAGCCGACUUCAAGUAAAAAACAAAAUUUGAGGCAUGCCACAAUGCAUCAGUAAGCUCCAACCAUCAAUGUCAGCCAAGUGAAGCCUGAGGAAGUGACUCCCUCUGCCCCAAGAUGUACGGACUGCUGCUGGAGAACCUCUCCGAGUACAUCAAGUCCGUUUACGGCGAGGAGAAAUGGGAGGACAUCCGGCGACAGGCUGGCAUCGAUUCGCCCUCCUUCAGCGUCCAUCAGGUCUAUCCCGAGAAUCUGCUGCAGAAGCUGGCGAAAAAGGCUCAACAGGUUCUGGGCGUUUCUGAGCGGGAUUUCAUGGACCAGAUGGGCGUCUACUUCGUGGGCUUUGUGGGCCAGUAUGGCUACGAUCGUGUCCUUUCCGUCCUGGGCCGCCACAUGCGCGACUUUCUCAACGGACUGGACAACCUGCAUGAGUACCUGAAGUUCUCGUAUCCGCGGAUGAGAGCUCCCAGCUUUAUCUGCGAAAACGAAACGAAGCAGGGUCUGACCCUGCACUAUCGUUCCAAGCGUCGAGGAUUCGUCUACUACACGAUGGGUCAAAUCCGAGAGGUGGCACGGUAUUUCUAUCACAAGGAGAUGCAUAUUGAGCUCGUUCGGGAAGAGAUCCUCUUUGACACGGUCCAUGUGACCUUCCAACUGACCUUCGAUAAUCGGGCCUUCACACUUGCAUCCUUGGCCAUGACCCGGGAGGAGAAACAUCUGCCCAUCAGUGCUCAUGUGCUGUUUGAGAUAUUUCCCUUUUGCAUGGUUUUUGGUGCUGAUAUGGUUGUGCGUAGUAUUGGUAACUCUUUGAUGGUGAUUUUACCGGAACUUCUGGGAAAAAAAAUUACGGCCUGGUUCGAUCUAGUUCGUCCCUUAAUUGCAUUCAAGUUUCAGACUAUACUCAAUCGUACUAACAACAUUUUCGAGCUGGUCACUGUGGAUCCAGUUACGGAGAGAUUCGAUGUGCAAAACGAGGACUUACUGCAGCAUGAAGAUGGCAGCGAACCGGAAAAGUCUCUUAGAUUAAAAGGUCAAAUGGUUUACAUGGAGAACUGGCGCAUGAUUAUGUUUCUGGGUACUCCCGUAAUGCCGGAUCUGACCUCACUAAUAACCACAGGUCUAUAUAUCAACGAUCUGUCCAUGCACGACUUCAGCAGAGAUCUCAUGCUGGCGGGCACUCAACAAUCGGUUGAACUGAAGUUGGCACUGGAUCAAGAACAGCAGAAGUCAAAGAAGCUAGAGGAGUCCAUGAGAUUGUUGGAUGAGGAGAUGCGUAGAACGGAUGAGCUGCUGUAUCAGAUGAUACCCAAACAGGUGGCUGAUAGGCUCCGACGGGGCGAGAAUCCCAUUGAUACCUGUGAGAUGUUCGAUAGCGUUUCCAUCCUGUUCUCAGACAUCGUUACCUUCACCGAGAUUUGCAGCCGCAUUACUCCGAUGGAGGUAGUGUCCAUGCUGAACGCUAUGUACUCCAUUUUCGAUAAGCUGACGGAGCGGAAUUCAGUGUACAAGGUGGAAACUAUUGGUGAUGCGUAUAUGGUGGUGGCGGGUGCUCCGGAUAAGGAUGCCAAUCACGCCGAGCGAGUCUGUGAUAUGGCCCUGGAUAUGGUGGAUGCGAUAACCGAUCUAAAGGAUCCCUCAACGGGCCAGCACUUGAGGAUACGUGUGGGCGUCCACUCGGGCGCAGUGGUGGCGGGCAUCGUGGGCCUUAAGAUGCCGCGUUACUGUCUCUUUGGCGAUACGGUCAAUACCGCCUCACGAAUGGAGUCCACCAGCAUCGCCAUGAAGGUGCACAUAUCCGAGUCUACGAAGGUUCUUAUUGGACCCAACUACAAGAUCAUCGAGCGCGGUGAGAUCGAUGUAAAGGGCAAGGGCACCAUGGGCACAUACUGGCUGGAGGAACGAGAGAACCGGCUGCCUCUGCAACUAACCGCUGCUCUGCAAGUUCAUCCGCUCUCACCUGUCCCACCGACGCCCACACCCAAGACGAAGGCCAUCAUGCCUCCUGUAUCCAAGCCGUUGACUCCGAUGAUGCCCGUUUCAGUUUCCCUGGCAGCUUCCAUGCCCACCAGCAACGUUCCUGCUGUGGAUGUGAUGGCUUCAUCAUCCAGCAUUUCCGGUUUGGCACUAACAGCCGCUGCAGCGGCCCACAUGUCGCUACAUCACCAGGCGGUGGUGGCGGAGGCAUUAACUGGAGCUUCAGUUGAAGUGGCACUACCAUCAGUAGCUUCUGGCGCAACAGGAGCGGCAGCGGGUGGAGGUGCACCGUCGGAUGACCGCAACAGUCGCAUCUACUCCCCCGUGACCUUCAAGGAUGUGGCUCGACGAAGCGUAGCCAAUUCUCCGGUAAGGAGCUGUGCUCAACCGGAUCAGGAGAGACGUCGCGAGUCCCGCUCCAAUUCCACGGGCCACGUGUUUAUGCGAACUCCUUCGGAAAUUUUCGGCUCUCUCAUCCUGGACACCGAGGAGUUUCUCGAGGAUCUGCAAAUCUCACGUUCCUCCCUGGCAAACAAUAACAACAAUCAGAGCCCCUGCGGUUUUAGCCCAACUCCUCCAUUCCGGAUUGGCAGCGCACCGCCCAAGCCGAGACCUAGUAAUCCGGAUAAAUUUACACCGGAGGAACUGGCCGCCAUGGAUCAACUGACGCCUCCGUCAACGGCACCAGCCAGAGAAACGGCCAGCUGCAGCAGUGCAUCAUUGGAUCGCGACAAGGCGACCAAGCUGAAAAAAAUCACUUUCUCCAACAGCAGCAGUCUGGAUGCAACCACUCCAACUGCGUUGGCUGCUGUGGUAUGUCCAAUGAGAACCAAGUCACCGCCAAUGGCAGUGGCUCCAGUGAUGCACAUGGUACAGGCUAGCACCAGCAAAGGCGACGGCCAACGACCAGGCUCGAAGGAUUCAGUAUCAUCCAUUUCCCUGCACUCACCUCCUCCGCAUCGAUCUAACUCGGCACCAGCCAGACCGCACUCAAUGUCGAAGGCGGCGCGAAAGGCCUUCCUGGCCGCCAAACAGACCAAGGCAAUGGAAAAGCUGGACAAGAUGAUCGAAGAGGUUCAAGAAGUGGAGUCUCAGUCGGUGGCAAAGGCGGCCAACAUGCGUCUGGCCCUUUACGGCCACGAUGGAGGUGGUGAUUUGGCUGCCGGUGGGUGUCCACUGUUUCUGCCUCCGCCGCCGCAGCAGCAGCAGCAGCAGCAACAGAGCCUGAUGCCCAGCUCCAUCUCAGACUCCGGCCUCUGCAGUCAUGGUCAUAGUCAUGCACCCAGCUGUCAUCAUAUGGAUCCGAAGAUGACCAACAGCCAGAGUUUCCAGCAUUCUCCACGUGGCGGAAUAACCCAUCAGUGCUGCAGCGGCUUUGGACAUGGCAAUGGACGUCAUUCGCACCGGAUGCACUCGAAUGCUUGCCGGAUUCUGUAGAGGAGGGGGCAGCACGAGCACACCCUUCAUCAAUUCCAUAUCAUGUAUACUGACUCGGAUUUCGCUCAAUAUUCCCGCGUGCUUUUCGAUAUAGUACUAAUAACUAGUCAGCAAUUAUUAGGAUUUAGAUAGAUGUUGAAUCUCAUAGUGUAUAGAAUAGCUUAGAUAAAGAAUGUACCUACGUGUUACGUGUACCCAGACUAUAGCUAGUCGAACAGGGCUUUAAAAUUUGGCAAUUCAGUGUCUAAGUAUGCGAAAAAUCUGUAAAAACUGUUAGCACCCUUGAUGCCUAUGUGUAUUAACCAAAAGAUGUUAAAUUUCUUGACCUCUAAAUAUGACAAUACCAACCGGAAAUCAAACUACAAAUGGAAAGGCAUUUUCCGUACAUUUUCAUGAAACCACCUGAGGCAGAAAUUGCUCACACAAUAAACUAAACUAACUAUAAAUGUACUAUAAAAAGUCUCUAUAUAUUUGUAGUAGUUGAAUGGUUAAGUAGAUUUUAUGUGUAGAAUGAAUAUUUUUCAAAGAAAAUCGGAGCUAUUUUCUUAAAGUUUUAAAUAAAGUUCCAACUAUUUAAUUGAUUUCAAUACUGUGUAAUAACCAACUGAGUGUAUACAUGAAAAAUAUAUUUCACUAAAUAGCUGCGCAAUAUAGCAAUGUUGAAGUGUUAUAACUAAAUCAUUUUGUUAGUAUAUUCCAAAGACACUAAAUGGCUUUUAUAUUCGCUCAUUCUUUAUUAAGAGAUCUUAGGUUGACAUUUGUAAAACUAUAAAUCACAAAGAUUUAUACAUUUUGGUAUUUAUUUCAAAAUAAAUGCAUUCACUUUGUUUUCUAUUUUAACUAAUGGCGAAAAAUAAUAUAAAAGCAUGGCAAAUAAAACUGGCAAAAUUUAAAUAUUGUGCUACUUAAUAUAUUUCUGAGUUAUUAUCCGUUUAAUAGCUCAUUAUUUAAACUUCUUUUCAUUGCACUUUCGGCAUAUCACAUCUGAACUUAUAAUGGCAAGCAUAAAACUCAAACAAAAAUUGUACGAAACGAUACAAGUUAAUGUACCCAAAUAUAUGUAUAUAUAUACACUU